Anopheles funestus (African malaria mosquito) is the source of this 1460-nucleotide messenger RNA. It is a transcript of the gene Fib, whose product is annotated as rRNA 2'-O-methyltransferase fibrillarin. Gene Ontology annotation, cellular component: Cajal body; small-subunit processome; box C/D methylation guide snoRNP complex. The coding region runs from base 222 to 1205 and encodes 327 amino acids. The record is from RefSeq and is a predicted model, not a curated record. The transcript is spliced from 3 exons. Lineage: Eukaryota; Metazoa; Arthropoda; Insecta; Diptera; Culicidae. Gene Ontology annotation, molecular function: RNA binding; rRNA methyltransferase activity; histone H2AQ104 methyltransferase activity. Gene Ontology annotation, biological process: box C/D sno(s)RNA 3'-end processing; rRNA methylation.
ACAGACAAGUUUGACGUGUGGUAGCAUUGCCAAUCAAAAGUAAACGCACGUGUUUUCAACGCUGGUACGGCGUGCGGCUGUACCGCAGAAUAUUUGGCUAAAUUUCCUAAUUCUUUCAGUGAAAUCGUUGAAUUGUGCUAUAUCUUAAACCAAAGAUAGAAGCCAACUAGUGGUAGAAGUAGAGUUGUUUUGAAAAAAGGUGUUUUCUACAACAGUUCAACAUGGGUAGACCAGGAUUUUCUCCCAGAGGCGGUGGCGAUCGUGGUGGACGUGGACGUGGUGGAUUUGGUGCCCGUGGAGGUGGCGGUGGAGGAUUUGGUGGUGGCCGUGGAGGUGGCGACCGUAGAGGUGGUGGUGGCGGCCGUGGUGGAUUUGGAGCCCGUGGUGGUGGCGGUGGACGAGGUCGUGGCGGACCUCGCGGUGGUGCUCGUGGUGGAGCAGGAGGCCGCGGUCGAGGAGGGGCACGAAUGGGCGGGUUCAAAGGAGGCAAAACCGUGGUUAUCGAGCCACAUCGUCAUGAGGGUAUUUUCAUUGCACGCGGUAAGGAAGACGCGCUGGUUACGCUGAAUCUGGUACCCGGAUCGGAAGUCUACGGUGAGAAGCGUAUUUCGGUCGAGACCGAUGGAGAGAAGAAGGAGUACAGAGUGUGGAAUCCAUUCCGGUCAAAGUUAGCCGCCGCUGUGCUGGGUGGUGUAGACAAAAUUCACAUGCCGCCCGGCACUAAGGUGCUGUACCUUGGUGCCGCUUCCGGUACAACGGUUUCGCACGUUUCUGAUGUCGUCGGACCGGAAGGACUAGUUUAUGCCGUCGAAUUCUCCCACCGAUCGGGACGUGAUCUGCUGAACGUUGCAAAAAAUCGUACCAACAUUAUACCCAUUAUUGAAGACGCUCGUCAUCCUCACAAGUAUCGCAUGCUGGUCGGAAUGGUCGAUACCGUAUUCGCUGACGUUGCCCAACCGGAUCAGGCCCGUAUAGUAGCGCUGAAUGCGCAUAAUUUCCUCAAGAACGGUGGACACUUUGUCAUUUCAAUUAAGGCAUCUUGCAUCGAUUCAACCGCCGUUCCGGAGGCAGUAUUUGCCGCUGAGGUAAAGAAAUUACAGGCGGAAAAACUCAAACCGCAGGAACAGAUCACACUCGAACCGUACGAGCGAGACCACGCGGUAGUUGUGGGUGUUUACCGACCGCCACCGAAGAACGCGGCGUAGUAACGAUCGGUUCUCACUAUUGAGGACUUUUUCUUAGCCUUUAAGAACUAAUUUUCUUUCUAUAUUUCAACUACAAAAUGGAACAACAUUACGAAUCCACAAAUAUGUUGCUAUGUACGUAACGAUACAUAAAUGAUGCAAAAACGAUAGAUCGGUGUAAUUAUGUCGUUUAAUUUUAAUGUUUUCUUUUGGAUUAACAUCCAAUACCCGAUACGACAAAUAUGGAAAUAAAUAGAGCUAUAUUACAACACACAA